AUGAAUGAUGAUGAUGAUGAUGAUGAUGAUGAUGAUGAUGAUGAUGAUGAUGAUGAUGAUGAUGAUGAUGAUGAUGAUGAUGAUGAUGAUGAUGAUGAUGAUGAUGAUGAUGAUGAUGAUGAUGAUGAUGAUGAUGAUGAUGAUGAUGAUGAUGAUGAUGAUGAUGAUGAUGAUGAUGAUGAUGAUGAUGAUGAUGAUGAUGAUGAUGAUGAUGAUGAUUAUGAUGAUGAUGAUGAUGAUGAUGAUGAUGAUGAUGAUGAUGAUGAUGAUGAUGAUGAUGAUGAUGAUGAUGAUGAUGAUGAUGAUGAUGAUGAUGAUGAUGAUGAUGAUGAUGAUGAUGAUGAUGAUGAUGAUGAUGAUGAUGAUGAUGAUGAUGAUGAUGAUGAUGAUGAUGAUGAUGAUGAUGAUGAUGUGAUGAUGAUGAUGAUGAUGAUGAUGAUGAUGAUGAUGAUGAUGAUGAUGAUGAUGAUGAUGAUGAUGAUGAUGAUGAUGAUGAUGAUGAUGAUGAUGAUGAUGAUGAUGAUGAUGAUGAUGAUGAUGAUGAUGAUGAUGAUGAUGAUGAUGAUGAUGAUGAUGAUGAUGAUGAUGAUGAUGAUGAUGAUGAUGAUGAUGAUGAUGAUGAUGAUGAUGAUGAUGAUGAUGAUGAUGAUGAUGAUGAUGAUGAUGAUGAUGAUGAUGAUGAUGAUGAUGAUGAUGAUGAUGAUGAUGAUGAUGAUGAUGAUGAUGAUGAUGAUGAUGAUGAUGAUGAUGAUGAUGAUGAUGAUGAUGAUGAUGAUGAUGAUGAUGAUGAUGAUGAUGAUGAUGAUGAUGAUGAUGAUGAUGAUGAAUGAUGAUGAUGAUGAUGAUGAUGAUGAUGAUGAUGAUGAUGAUGAUGAUGAUGAUGAUGAUGAUGAUGAUGAUGAUGAUGAUGAUGAUGAUGAUGAUGAUGAUGAUGAUGAUGAUGAUGAUGAUGAUGAUGAUGAUGAUGAUGAUGAUGAUGAUGAUGAUGAUGAUGAUGAUGAUGAUGAUGAUGAUGAUGAUGAUGAUGAUGAUGAUGAUGAUGAUGAUGAUGAUGAUGAUGAUGAUGAUGAUGAUGAUGAUGAUGAUGAUGAUGAUGAUGAUGAUGAUGAUGAUGAUGAUGAUGAUGAUGAUGAUGAUGAUGAUGAUGAUGAUGAUGAUGAUGAUGAUGAUGAUGAUGAUGAUGAUGAUGAUGAUGAUGAUGAUGAUGAUGAUGAUGAUGAUGAUGAUGAUGAUGAUGAUGAUGAUGAUGAUGAUGAUGAUGAUGAUGAUGAUGAUGAUGAUGAUGAUGAUGAUGAUGAUGAUGAUGAUGAUGAUGUGAUGAUGAUGAUGACGAUGAUGAUGAUGAUGAUGAUGAUGAUGAUGAUGAUGAUGAUGAUGAUGAUGAUGAUGAUGAUGAUGAUGAUGAUGAUGAUGAUGAUGAUGAUGAUGAUGAUGAUGAUGAUGAUGAUGAUGAUGAUGAUGAUGAUGAUGAUGAUGAUGAGAUGA
Molecule: messenger RNA, 1485 nt
Organism: Schistosoma bovis
Lineage: Eukaryota; Metazoa; Platyhelminthes; Trematoda; Strigeidida; Schistosomatidae
Source: the annotation of a GenBank genome assembly